This is a messenger RNA of Striga hermonthica, 900 nucleotides long. NCBI's taxonomy places the organism in Eukaryota, Viridiplantae, Streptophyta, Magnoliopsida, Lamiales, Orobanchaceae. The record is from the annotation of a GenBank genome assembly.
AUGGCGGGUUCAGCUUCAACUCUCCACCUCUUCAGGUCAUCAACUACGCACUGCAACCGUGCCUUUGAGAUUAUCAAACAAUCUCCCGCUUUUAAAAAGCGCUUUUCGUUCACCUGCUUCUCUUCCAAGAAGAAACAGCUAAGUUUCAUGGACCAAAUCCUGGAUUACAUCGAAGGGGGUCCAAAGUUAAGGAAAUGGUAUGGGGCAUCUGAUCUUUUGCCGAAAGAUGGAAAUGAUUCGAGAGAAGAUGAGGCGGAAGGAGAAGAGGAAGUUAGAGAUGCAGUGUUAGUAACCGAUGGAGAUAAUGAGAUUGGUCAGAUGAUCAUACUCUCUCUCAUUAUCAAAAGAGUUCGAGUAAAGGCACUUGUGAAGGAUAAGCGGGUAGCGAGUGAAGCAUUUGGCACAUAUGUUGAGUCUAUGGCUGGUGACACAAAGGACAAGAUAUUUUUGAAGAAGGCUUUAAGAGGUGUCAGCGCAAUUAUAUGCCCAAUCGAAGGUUUUUUGUGUAAUAUAGACAGCUGGAAAGGAAUAGAGCACGUGAUUCUGUUAUCUCAGCUGUCUGUGUAUAGGGAAUCUAGUGGCAUUCAAGCCAUCAUGAAUAGUAACGCAAGAAAACUAGCAGAGCAAGACGAGAAUCUAGUAAAGGCAUCUGCAGUCCCCUAUACCAUCAUCAGAACAGGGGUUCUGAAAAAUACUCCCGGUGGCCAGCAAGGUUUCAACUUUGAAGAGGGAAGUGCAGCAAAGGGAAGUAUUAGUAAGGAAGAUGCUGCGUUUAUUUGCGUCGAGGCCCUUGAUAAUGUCCCUCAGAAAGGGCUGAUAUUUGAGGUCGUAAAUGGCGAGGAGAAAGUUUCUGAUUGGAAAAAGUGCUUCGCUAUAUUGAUGGAUAGGUCAGCCGAGUAG